Messenger RNA from Stylonychia lemnae, 921 nucleotides. Lineage: Eukaryota; Ciliophora; Spirotrichea; Sporadotrichida; Oxytrichidae. The record is from the annotation of a GenBank genome assembly.
AUGGAAUCAGAUCCCGCAAUUGAUUACUCAUUCAAUCCCUCUGAGUUAAUACAAUCAUCUGUUCACAAUCUGAGAGAAGUAAAACCGGCUGCAGUUAUGAGAGGAUCUCAUGACAAAACUAUAAAAUUGUGGGAUCUAAAUAAGCUUUAAUCCUCUAAAACUCUAACUGGUCAUAAAGAAGGUGUUUGGUGCAUUAAAUACAAUAAGGAUGGCACUCAGUUACUUAGUGCUUCUCCAGAGGGAAUAGCUAAACUUUGGGAUCCUAAAACCGGAAAAUCAACUGCAGACCUUAAGGGUCAUACUAAGAGAGUAUUUUGGGCAACUUACAAUCCAUCAAGCACAAUGAUUGCUACUUGUGGAAGUGAUAGACUUGUAUUAUUGUGGGACCUUAAAAAGCUCUCUGCUCCAAUAGCCCAAAAUAAUCUAUUGAGCUGUGACUUUUUCCAGGAUGACAAGUAUAUUGUGACCACUAAUUUGGAGGGAGACGUCAACGUUAUCAGUCAAUAAGAUAACAUGAAUAUUAUUAAGCAUGAAACAAUCGAGGGACAUCUUAAAACCAACACAGCUUUUUGCUGUACUACUAUUAAAAACUCAGAGUCUGAAAGUGGCAUCUUCUUAGUGGGAGCAGAAAACAAAAAAGUUACCAAGUUCAGAUUUGAUCCAAGAGAUUAUGAAGUCGAGAAAGUUGGUCAGUUUGUUGGACAUUCUAACUCUAUCAGAAAUGUUCAAGUAUCAAACAAUAUGUAGCAUCUUUUAUCUUGCUGUGAAGAUCACUCCCUGAGAAUCUGGGACUAUCAAACAUAUGAGCCUAAAAUAAUCUUGUCUGGCCAUAGGGAUAAUGUUUCAGGAGGAGCUUUCAUUAAUGAAAACACAAUAGUAAGCAGCUCAUGGGAUCUUAGAGUAAUGGUAUGGAAAAUCUGA